GGCACAAGGUCUGUAAGAUCGGAGGGCAAUUCGCCCUUUAUGACUUCUCAUUCCAACCAUGUAAUAAUGCCAACCGUUGACCAACCUGGUAAUAUUGAAGAACUCCAAACCUCAACGCGGGGACCUGCCUGCUUCGGAUGUCGUAAGCGAUCGAAGAAAUGCGACCGAGCCCGCCCUGAGUGUCGCAACUGCACGGCACGAGGCCUCCGUUGCGAGGGUUACCCUCCAAAGUAUAGGUUUCGCCUGGAAAACGCCAUUACCCGCAAGACGCCACAAGAAGUUCUUGCAGGUCGUGCAGCGACAGCAACAGCAACAAUCCUGCCGCCCUCGGAGAGCUUGCCUAACUCUUCAUCUCGCGGGGAAGGAGCCCCCUGCAGGAGCACCUCAGAUGACGACAGGCAUAGUGCUCGUCAGGCAUCGGAAGCCACCGAUUGGGAACCGACUGAAAGUCCGCGAGAUGAGAGGCCGAAUCUUCCCAAAACCAGCAACUUGCCAGCCUUCAUUGCGCCAAAGGACGAGGUACUGGCUUUACCACAAUCGCAAAGGCUUCUUUCCUACUACGACGAGAUCGUCUGUGAUGCGGUCGUCAUUGUAAACGAUCGGACUCUCAAUCCAUUCCGAGAGCACAUUCUUCCCCUUGCCUAUCAAAAUGCGGCAGUGUUGCAGUCGAUAUUGUUGUUGUCUGCACAUCAUGAGCUGAAAUGUACCACGCACGGUAUAAGCACCGAUGUGGCACACAACCAGGGUCUUGCCGACAUGGGUGAAGCGCUUUCGAGGUCACUCCAAAGCACUUCGCCUGAUGACAAGACUAUCCUGGUCGUGACGUUGCACCUAGCUCUCGACGAUAUGUACGGCACCGGCGUCGCAGCUGCAGAAACAAGGGCCUACCUUUCCCAAACCAGCGCGGUAUGCGAAAAGCUGGCGGCCAAGGCGAGUCUUCUAGAUCCAUGCGAGGCUUUCCUCGUCGCCGCUCAUACAUGGAUCCGGACGUUGAGCUUGAUUUUCGCCUUACCGAAAACGACCGUUACCCGCGACCCCUGCACCAAAGUGAUAUCUUUAGACAACCAAAACAUUGACGAGCUCACGGGCUGCCCCAAGAUGAUCUUUUCAUGGAUUAUAGACACUCUGUGGGACAAGUCAAGGUACUCCCGCGGCGAGAUCUCCAGAGGAAUGCUCCAUGAAGCUCUCAUGGAGCGUAGACAUGUUCUCAAGACCUGGGAUGUCCUAGACGGUUUUACCUCAGGGCCGAAGACAGCUUUGGAAAAGUCUUUCCAACAUGCUUGCCUGCUGCUUAUCUUAGGAAUGCUACCUCGUCAUGGCCUCGAAGGUGUCGUUGUUGAUGAGAAUAUCGACGUGGCGGAGGAAAUCAUGGUGUCCAUUUCCACGAUACUCGACACCGCAGCGAGGAUUCCCGAGAAUUCGAGUUCUCACAAAAAGGUGCUGAUACCGUUAUGUAUUGCGGGCUUCUACACCACCAUCCCACACCAGCAGCACUACAUUGAGCUGUCCAUCCAGGAAAUCGCCCAGCAGACAGGAUGCAGCGACCACUUACUCUGGAAAAGCGUCGCUCAAGAUCUUCACGUAAGAAGGGAUGCCGGCGGGUCACUCUCAAGUACUUUCCAGUGGCAGACAUCAGGGAAUCCUGGACCAUGUCGGUCUUCUGAUGGGCAGCACUUGAGCACUCUAGACGAACAAUUGUAUAUCACAUUUUGAAUGCUGCACAAAGACUCAGUCACUGAGUAGUGAGUAGUGUGUGGUGCUUUUGCU
Exophiala viscosa is the source of this 1767-nucleotide messenger RNA. Its product is annotated as fungal-specific transcription factor domain-containing protein. NCBI's taxonomy places the organism in Eukaryota, Fungi, Ascomycota, Eurotiomycetes, Chaetothyriales, Herpotrichiellaceae. Gene Ontology annotation, biological process: positive regulation of transcription by RNA polymerase II. The transcript has 4 exons. Gene Ontology annotation, cellular component: nucleus. The record is from RefSeq and is a predicted model, not a curated record. Gene Ontology annotation, molecular function: zinc ion binding; transcription cis-regulatory region binding; DNA-binding transcription factor activity, RNA polymerase II-specific. The coding region runs from base 40 to 1713 and encodes 557 amino acids.